This is a messenger RNA of Musa acuminata AAA Group (dessert banana), 1443 nucleotides long. RefSeq names its product inositol-tetrakisphosphate 1-kinase 1-like. The transcript has 2 exons. Bases 181 to 1167 code for a protein of 328 amino acids. Gene Ontology annotation, molecular function: magnesium ion binding; inositol-1,3,4-trisphosphate 6-kinase activity; ATP binding. Gene Ontology annotation, cellular component: cytoplasm. Gene Ontology annotation, biological process: inositol trisphosphate metabolic process. The record is from RefSeq and is a predicted model, not a curated record. Lineage: Eukaryota; Viridiplantae; Streptophyta; Magnoliopsida; Zingiberales; Musaceae.
CGUAGCUACUGGUUAUGUUAUAUUUAAUUCGCUUGCUUAUUUGGAUCACUUAGUACAGCAAACAUUCUCAGAUGUCAUAAAUUUGUCAGGCAAUUCUUGGUCGCUUCACUUCAUGUUCUGCUCUUGGCAAUCGGAGACUGAGGAGGAAUUCGACGAGUUUCCAGGGAUUAAGAGGUCGGCAUGGCGGAAAACCCUCGGAGAUUCACAGUAGGUUACGCACUCGCUCCCAAGAAGCAGAAGAGCUUCAUCCAGCCCUCGCUCGUCGACCUCUCACGCAAGCGGGGCGUCGAUCUCGUUCCCAUCGACACCACUCGGCCGCUCGCCGAACAGGGACCCUUUGAUUGCGUGCUCCACAAGCUCCACGGCGAGGACUGGAAGGCCCAGCUUGACGGUUUCGCCACCAAGAACCCUGGCGUCCCCAUCGUCGACCCUCCCCUCGCCAUCACGCGCCUCCACAACCGCAUCUCGAUGCUCCAGGUCGUCUCCGAGCUCAAGAUUCCCCAGCAGAGGGAGACCUUUGGGAUCCCAAGCCAGCUCGUGGUCUAUGAUUCCGGUACGCUCAACUCCAACGUCGUCGAGGCCCUCCGCUUACCCAUCAUUGCGAAGCCCCUGGUAGCCGAUGGCAGCGCCAAGUCUCAUAAGAUGUCCCUGGUCUUCCACCGGGAAGACCUCCUAAAGCUCAAACCGCCGCUGGUGCUGCAGGAGUUUGUGAACCAUGGCGGGGUCAUAUUCAAGGUGUAUGUGGUGGGGGAUUACGUGCAGUGCGUGAAGAGGAAGUCCCUCCCGGAUGUCACCGAAGAGGAGUUGGAGGGUUCCGAGGGAUCGGUGACCUUCUCGCAGGUGUCAAACAUGACGACACAGGUCUCGUCGAAGGCAGAGUAUUACAUGCAACUGGAUGAGGCGGAGUUGCCGCCAUUGAGCUUUGUCACGGAGAUAGCGAGGGGUUUGAGGCGGGCGUUGGGACUCCGCCUCUUCAAUUUUGACGUCCUCAGGGAUGUGAAGGUCGGCACCCAUUACCUUGUGAUCGACAUUAACUACUUCCCUGGGUUUGCGAAAAUGCCAUCGUAUGAGGGAGUUCUAACGGAUUUCUUCUGGAACAUCGUCCAUGAGAAGGAAGUAAAAGAGGCCGGAGGCUCCGCCACCGGCAACGACGACAAAGAAGCGUAAGCGUUCGGUUGGCAGUCACCGCAACGUGACAGUAGAUACGGAGACUGUUGAAUGAUGCCUUGACGAUGAUCCGACCAUUGGCUGCAAUAAGUAGGUUGAGCAAGAAUUAGUUCAUUUUGGUUCUUACAUUGACGAUGUACAUCCUUCAUUCUGUGGCAAGAAUUAGUCACAUCUGCUGCUAACAUGCGUCUUCUCGACAAUUACAAGUGUAUACUCUGAGGUUCCAUUCAAAAGAAUAGCACAUGAAAUUUGCAAUUUCCCGAGCUUCUUACUAUC